Trametes versicolor FP-101664 SS1 is the source of this 348-nucleotide messenger RNA. RefSeq lists its product as uncharacterized. The annotation marks the transcript as partial. Lineage: Eukaryota; Fungi; Basidiomycota; Agaricomycetes; Polyporales; Polyporaceae. The record is from RefSeq and is a predicted model, not a curated record. The transcript has a single exon.
AUGUCCCUCCUCCCCCAAACACAACGCAAGGAUUCUAGCCGGCCGGUCGUCCUGCUUGUGUACUUUUUGCGGGACAACUAUGUGGAGACGACGGAACGCCGUCUUUAUGAAAGCCUGCGCAACAACGCUACCCUCCUGGAGGCUCGGGACGCUCAAACAGCAUUGCAACACUUGACAAUCACUCCGCCUCCUCAAGUAGCCCUCGUUGCAGAUGCAAACGUCACUGAAGCCGCGAACACGCCUCUUCUAGAUGCACUCGUUGAGUAUGCUCGGGGCGGGGGCAGGGUCAUCUUCGGCGUACGUUUCAGCGCCCAUUUCCCCUACUUCGAUGUCUCCCAUUUCUUCCGC